Salvia hispanica is the source of this 2323-nucleotide messenger RNA. RefSeq names its product COBRA-like protein 7. The record is from RefSeq and is a predicted model, not a curated record. Lineage: Eukaryota; Viridiplantae; Streptophyta; Magnoliopsida; Lamiales; Lamiaceae. Gene Ontology annotation, cellular component: membrane. Gene Ontology annotation, biological process: cellulose microfibril organization.
CCAUCUCCGCGUCGCCCAUUUUCCCUUCUUUGUGUCUGUUCACACACAAAACCUAUACAUACACACACUCAACCUAUGCACACACACGCCAAAAUUCAAUUCAAUUCAAUUCUCUCCCUCUCUCCACAUUCAGUUUCAUGAUUUUGAACUGAAAUAAUGGCCACCACAACCAUCCCCAUUUUACUCUCACUUUUCCUCUUAAUUCUAGGCCCGGCCCGGGCCCAAACCAGAAACCCGAGCGCUCCACCUCCUCCGCCAUCGGACGCCUGCAACGGAGUGUUCCUGAGCUACUCCUACUCCACGGGCAAAAUCGUCCCCCCAAUUCUGAAGUCGGAUCCGGAUCGCCAGGGCUACCGCUUCGAAUCCACGCUCACCGUCCUCAACAACGACUUGGAGGAGCUCAAAUCGUGGCAGGUCUGGGUCGGAUUCCAGCACGACGAGUACCUCGUUUCGGCCUCGAAUGCCGUGCUGGCUGAUGGGAAUUCGUUUCCCGGCAGCGUCGGAAACGGCUCGGUUUUUUCGGGGUAUCCCAAUCCGGAUCUCAAGACGGGCGUGGAGACGGCGGGCGACUUGACCCAGAUGAGCGUUCAGGUUCAGCUCGUUGGGACCCAGUUUGGGGUGGCGCCGCCUGAUGCGCCCAUGCCGGCGAAUAUCUCGCUCGUGAAUGAGGGUUGGAUUUGCCCUAAGCCCUCUUUGCAAGGAAACAGCACAAUGGAGGUAUGUUGCACUAGAGACCCCAAGUUCAAGGCCAACGAGACCUUGGACGAGGAGUUUCUCCCUCGGAGGAGUGGCGACCUGACCAUAAUGUACGAUGUUUCACGGACCUACGAGUCUAACUACUGGGCGCAGGUCACCAUCGAGAACCACAACCCUCUAGGCCGGCUGGACAACUGGCAGCUGAGCUGGGACUGGAUGGAGGACGAGUUCAUCUUCGCCAUGAAGGGCGCUUACCCCUCCGUGGUCGACACCUCUGACUGCGUCUUUGGCAAGCAGGGCCAGUACUACCAGUCCCUCGACUUCUCCAAUGCGCUGAAUUGUGAGCGCAGGCCGACCCUGAUCGACCUGCCCUUAGCCAAGACCAACGACACGGCCCUAGGAAUGGUCCCGUUCUGCUGCAGGAACGGGACGAUUCUCCCACCUGAGAUGGAUCCCAGCAAGUCGAAAUCUGCGUUCCAGAUCAACGUGUUCAAGAUGCCCCCAAAUCUCAACCGGUCGCGCCUCACCCCGCCUCAGAACUGGGGGAUCAAGGGCCGGCUCAACCCGGACUACAAAUGUGGGGCCCCCGUGCGCGUAAGCCCUAGCCAGUUCCCAGACCCAGCUGCCCUACUUCCCGGGACAGCUGCGGUCGCGAGCUGGCAGGUCGUCUGCAACAUAACCCAGCCGAAGGGCGCGAGCCCUCGCUGCUGCGUGUCGUUCUCUGCCUACUACAACGAGUCCAUCAUCCCGUGCCCGACCUGCGCGUGCGGCUGCAGCGGCGGCGCUGCUCCGGCAUGCAGCAAUACGGCGCCGGCCCUCUUCCUCCCCUCGCAGGCCCUCCUCGUCCCGUUUGAAAACCGGACGCUUCUAGCUAAGGCGUGGGCGAACAUCCACCAUUUCCCGGUCCCAAACCCUCUCCCCUGUGGAGACGGCUGUGGCGUGAGCCUCAACUGGCACUUGUUCACGGAUUACCGAGGCGGAUGGUCAGCAAGGAUCACCAUCUUCAACUGGGACGACUUCCCGUUCGUCGACUGGUUUGCCGCAGUCGAGCUGAACAAGGGCGCGCCCGGAUUUGAAGCUGUCUACUCCUUCAACGGGACAGCGCUUGAUCUCGACGGAGAUGGGGUGAACAACACCAUUUUCAUGCAGGGGCUCGAAGGGCUCAACUAUCUCGUUGGAGAGAGCGACGCUGCCAACCCGAAAAAGGACCCGAGGAUUCCCGGGAAGCAGCAAUCAGUCAUCUCCUUCACGAAGAAGCUCACACCGGGGAUCAACGUUCCCGCAGGGGAUGGUUUCCCGUCGAAGGUUUACUUCAACGGGGAGGAGUGCGCGCUGCCUAAAGUGCUCCCGACAAGCGAUGCUGCUAGGUCUGGCUCGUCGGGAGUGUUGAUGUCGGUGAUGGUGGCGCUCGCUGUCUUCGUUUCAUUGCGAAGAUAAGGAGGGUGGAUGCUUAUUCGUUCAUUCUUUUUUGGUUGUUAUUUUUGGAUCAGAUCAUAGUUCCUCUUCCUUGAAGGAAUUAUGGAUGUGAGGUGUUUUUUUGUACCUACAGUCUUAACAUUGGCAUUGUAACAUACACACAUUUGUUAGUUUUCAAAUACUGUCUCAUAUACAUCUAUGUUUGAGCAAA